This is a messenger RNA of Moneuplotes crassus, 1164 nucleotides long. The record is from the annotation of a GenBank genome assembly. NCBI's taxonomy places the organism in Eukaryota, Ciliophora, Spirotrichea, Euplotida, Euplotidae.
UUUUCUUAAGUGGAAUCAAAAUAAUAAUUAAUGGGUGUCUAUUUCGUCAAUUAUUGUUGCAACAAAGGAUAUGAAGCCCAUAACUCCAGACACAAUGCAGAUUAAUAAGUAUAUUGCUAGUUCCCAUUUUGGGACAGCAUCACCAUAUGCCUUCCAAUAUAAAGCUACUGGUAGCAUGAUUGAAGAAGUUGGGCCUAUAACAGCUCCUGAUAUAUUAAUAAAACUUCCUAUACCAGGAACUAUCUUACUAAAGAAAUAUCAAAAACAUAGUGACAAUACAGCUCAAAGAUAAAAUUUUGACAUUGGUUUAGUUUUAAAUAAGGAUACAUAAGAGUCGAACAAACUUGAGCGAUAUCAAAUUUCUCACAGAGGAUAUACCAUUAGAGGUCAGCUAAGUCCAACAGCAGCUGUGUAAGCAACCUUUAAGUAAUCUCUUACUGCUUCAAUUGAAAUUGAAUUGAUUAAAGGAUCUGAAAUAUGAUCUCCAUAAGCAAGAUAAGGGAUGAAACAAACUAGGAAACACAAUAUUGUAAUAAAGAUAAGAGAGAAGAAUGCCAACACCUUAAAAUGCUGUGGCUGUUUCAUCGAGUCUUGGAUGUUCAUGCACACCAUAUCACCUUCAAACAUAAAGACUGCUGCUCCGAAGAAUAAAGGGAAUUCGAAGAAUUCAAGGUAGGUUACAUCUUCAAAGUCAUUAUCAGGAAUGUCACUGACUGACACUCCAAGGAUUAUGAAUAAUCAGUGGAUAAUCAGAAAUAUAGCUAUAGUUGAAAAGAAUGAAAUAGAUUUUAAAUCCAUAAACAUUCAUGUUGGGAUCAAGGCCGCCAGCAUCGCAUAUGCUUUAAAGUACUCAUCAAAGAACUUCAUGUAUGCUGUCACAGUCGACAACUGAGAUAUAGCCAAGAUUAAUGUACAGAAAUAAUAUCCAGAAUCUCCAAAUCAUCUUUGCCCAAUCUCAGCAUAUGAUUUCAAGUAGUUAUUGCAAAUUAAAAUUUGUGUUGUGUCUAAAGAAGCAUGAUCAGUAUUUGAAGCUUCUCUCUUGCAUUGAUGGUCAGGUUUGUCCCGAUAAUAGACAACGAAGAAGUAAAGAGAAUAGCAAUGGAUGCAUUCACUAUUCCUGCACGCUUUACUCAUGAAGAAAUUGAGACCACACCAAUUCCUAGG